Malania oleifera is the source of this 3056-nucleotide messenger RNA. Its product is annotated as B3 domain-containing protein At1g05930-like. The transcript has a single exon. Gene Ontology annotation, molecular function: DNA binding. The record is from RefSeq and is a predicted model, not a curated record. Lineage: Eukaryota; Viridiplantae; Streptophyta; Magnoliopsida; Santalales; Ximeniaceae. Bases 1853 to 2794 code for a protein of 313 amino acids.
UGGGGCGUGAGUCGUGACCGUCACAGCUCCUGCCUGGCGGAGCUGACGCGGCACUAUGGUCUUUGUUUUUGCCACGUGGCGGCCGUUACACAUGAAUAUCGAUUUCAAACUGUUUCCGAACAUGGUGACUUGCUUUUUGACUGAUACACAAAAGAGAUUUGCACGUUGCGUGCUUAACAGUUGAUGCAGCAUUUAUGUUUGUAGCUGGGAGGAGAUAUAUAUAUAUAUAUAUAAUUUUAAAUUAUAUUUUAUGAAAUUAUAAUUAGAAAUAAUAUUAGAGGGUCAGCUGCAACUUUAUUUUAUAUAAAAGGUCAUGCUACAAGUUAAGAAAUAAAUAAAUAAAUAAAUAUCUUAUCUCAUGUUUAGAAGCAUAUUUAAUAUUCAUAUAUAUUUUAAAAUUUGAUAGAUAUGGGACAAUUUAAUGAAUAAGUUAAACACAUGGCAGCAUAUUUAAUAUUCAUAUAUGUUAGGUUUUAUUUUGUUUUUCUUUAGUUUAGGUUUAAGAAAUUUAUUUUUAAAUAAAAAUAACGAAAUUCGAUGACACAUGGCAGUGCAUGAACACAAAAAAAAAAAAAAAAAUUUUAAGAAAAUUGUAAUUAUAAAACUAUUUGUUCAUCAUUCCAAUGCAUCAAUACUAUGUGUUAUUUAUUUUAUAUUAUUUUUAUAGAGAUAUAUAGGGGCAUUUUUAUAGGCCCAGUUUCAAAAAGGAUGUUGCUUUUUAAUUAAAAUAUUACUUUUUAUUUUUUUUUCAUAUUUUUUUAAUAAAUUAUUGAGCAAAAAUAUUUACAUUUUUCAUAACUUUAAUUUUUGGAAAUUGUAGUCUCCCUAACUUUAACCAUGUGAAACAAAAUUGGCCCAUAGAACAUGAAACACAAACCAAGUUAUGAUCACUAAUAAGUAAUAACCCUUUCUUUCAUUAUUAUUAUUAUUAUUAUUAUUAUUAUUGUAAAAUAUUUUUACUCAAAAUUAUAAAAAUUGAACAUAAAUCAAAAGCGGCCAGCUUCAUGUCGUUGUUGGUCUGCCCUUUUGGGGAUAAACAAUUUGAACCACCAACAAUGCUCAAGGCGAGAAGCUCGAAUUUGGACAAUAAGGGGCGCGAGAUAAGUGAUUCUAUUACUCCAUUUUUUUUACUUUUGCUUACUUGAUUCAUGAGUGAGAUUUAAUUUAUGUUUGUGUGAUCGGGUUUUCACUAGUGAUCAAUGCCAAUGAUUGUUUUUCUGAUCUGAGUGUCCAUGCUUGAGUCUGUUGGGUCUAGGGUUUCAGAUUUUGUGGUGAAGACGAUGAUGAGUCAACUCGCCUUCAGUUUGGUAAGCGAGUGAUGGGUUGAAUUAUAUGACUCAACUUGGCGGGUUGUGCGAACUCGGUUGAGCCCAAGUCAGGCUUGGUCAAGCGUGUGACCUGGCACAUGGCAGUUUAGGUUGGUGUGGGCUGCAAAUCAACUUUCAGAUGGGCCUAGACCUCAGGUUCAGUUUUUAAAUGAUGGUAUUGGGUCUGGGGUGAUCAAACAUAUGAGGCUUUGGUUUGGGUAAUUCAAACCCAAACUUGGAUAUGGGUCUGGUGGCUUUAAAGGGAAAGAGUUUGGAAAGUCUCUCACCGUCCGUCACUCGCUAACAAAAGUGACCGUUAGAGCAAGGCGGUGCCUUGCCUUGCUCUCUGUUUUGUUUAAAUAUAGUCGUCCCGUCCAAAUUCCACACCAUCUCUCUCUCUCUCUCUCUCUCUCUCUCUCUCUCUCAUAUUCAGAUUGGUGUGGUGCUUCAAUUCCUCUGGAAUUGGAUCGAUAUCUUGCGUGCCUGCCUUCAAUCAAUUCUAAUUGAAGGAAAAGAAGAAUUUAAGAAGAAGAGCAGCAAUAGUAAUGGAGGAGGAGAAGGAAUUGAGGGUGUUGAGUAUGGAAGAUUUUCGUGGGUCGGACAUCCCUGCAGACAACCCACUGGAGCAGUUGCUACUGGUGGCUGCCGUUGCAUCCUCUGUUCUCCGGAAUGAGGAGAAGAAGAAGGAGAAGAAAAACAGGGAGCGGGGGCGGCUGGCGCCCAGAGAAAAGAUCCUCAAGAAAGCAGCAGCGCCGCCUGUGCCUUUGGCGGAGAAAGCAGCACUCAUCAUCCGUCUGCCCCUGCCGAAUAAGCGAGUACUAGCCACGGCAAAAGACAUCCUCAUCAAGAAACCAUUAAUCAUGACAAAAAACCAGAAGAAGAAGCAGAAGAUUCGCAGCCAUCUUCAGCCAUCUAAUUCGCUUCCAUCAUUACCCAAUUCCCUCCAUAUCUUCUCUCACCAUCAUCCCGGUGAAUGCAGUACCAGUACCACUCAUGUUACUAAUUCUGCAGCUGUUGCAGUGGCUGUGCCUGAAAUGAGCCAUCGUCUCAAAAACCGCAUCACCGAGAUUAGCGGCACCGACGUUGUCCUCGUCAUCCAGAAAAAGCUCUCCUCCACCGAUGUUAGCAGGAACCACAAUCGGCUCUCCAUCCCACUCCGCCAAGUCAAGUCGGAAUUUCUGACGGCAGAGGAGAAGGACCUUUGUCUCUCGCAACGCAACGCAUCCGGAAAGAAGCUGGCCGGCAUGGAGGUGCCCUUGGUGAUGGUUGAUCGCCCACAUGUGCAGUAUCUUGAUGAAUUCAUGGGCAUUCAACUGAAAAAGUGGGACAUGAAGAAGGAGAAAGGCAGCACCAGCUCAUGUUAUGUUCUGGUUUCGGAGUGGAAUGACAUCGUUGCGAGAACCGGACUCCGAAGCAACGACGACAUCCAGCUCUGGUCCUUCCGCCGCAAUACACAUCUCUGUUUUGCCCUACAACUAGUUACAUAGAUAAAUGAGCACUACGUAUAUACCUCCUUUGCUAGUUUUCUCUAAUUCCCAGUAGACUCUCUGUUCCUCUUACUUCUUCAGAUGCAUGUGUUAUGAUGGAGUUCAGUUUUUUCUCUUUAAAUUCCAGUACCAUGCAUGCAUGAUUCUUCUACCUAAAAUGAGGUCUUGAAUUGUGUAUUACUGCAUAUACAGCAAUAGUUACUACUACCGUUGCAAUUGCAAGCUACUGCUCUGACAGAAGGAGCCAUCUUUUCUGGGAUUA